GCCGCUGCGCCGGUUCGGCUGAGGCGUGUACAGGUGGCCUGCGCUUGCGGAGGCGAGGCGGAGCGGAGGGGCAGCCGCUUCGCCUUGCCCAGUUCGGCCGGCCAUGGAGCUUGGCCUGGGAGGAAGAGAAGGAGGAGGAAGGAGGGCAGCAGCAGCGGGAGGGGAGGCGGAGGAGGAGGCGGCAGCCCCAGCAGCCGUCAUCCAAGAGGGCUGGUUCCGCGAGACGUGCAGCCUCUGGCCCGGGCAGGCCCUCUCUCUGCAAGUCCAGGAGGUCCUGCAUCAGCAGCGGUCGCCCUUCCAGGAGAUCCUGGUCUUCAGGAGCAAAACAUACGGGAACGUCUUGGUCCUCGAUGGUGUCAUCCAGUGCACAGAGAGGGAUGAGUUUUCGUACCAGGAAAUGAUCGCUAACCUUCCCUUGUGCAGUCACCCAAACCCACAGAAGGUGCUCAUCAUCGGGGGUGGCGAUGGAGGAGUCUUGCGGGAAGUGGUCAAGCACCCCUCCGUGGAGUCCGUAAUACAGUGCGAAAUUGACGAGGAUGUGAUCCAAGCAUCUAAGAAGUACCUCCCAGGGAUGGCCGUGGGAUAUUCCAGCCCGAAACUCACCUUGCAUGUUGGGGACGGCUUUGAAUUCAUGAAGCAGAACCAGGAGGCUUUUGAUGUGAUAAUCACAGACUCUUCCGACCCCAUGGGUCCUGCAGAAAGCCUCUUCAAAGAAUCCUACUACCAGCUGAUGAAGACAGCUCUGCGGGAAGAUGGCAUUCUCUGCUGCCAAGGUGAAUGCCAGUGGCUGCACCUGGACCUCAUUAAGGAGAUGCGCCAGUUCUGCAAGUCGCUGUUCCCCGUGGUCGAGUACGCCUACUGCACCAUCCCGACCUACCCCAGCGGACAGAUCGGCUUCAUGCUCUGCAGCAAGAAUUCAAACACUAAUUUCAGGGACCCUGUCCAACAGUUGUCCCAGAAGGAAGUGGAAGCAAUGAAUCUUAAGUAUUACAACUCGGAUGUCCACCGGGCAGCCUUUGUCCUGCCUGAAUUUGCACGAAAGGCUCUGAGCGCCGUGUGAGAACCCCGACGCAGAUCCACUUCUGGCCUCGGAUACCCUGGCGGGACGGAAAACCCCAGAAGCCUCAUCCACCUAGCGGAUCGUCUCUGGUGUGCGGCCGGCCUGACGUGGUCCUCGCUUGCCUUGCGGCCUCUAGCCUGCCAGCUAAACAUUCCUUCCAAUUAUGUAUUUAAAAAAAUGAAAGGACUCUGGGUUUGAACCCAACCGCAGGACCCAACUUCCAAACAACCCUGCCCCCCGCCCCCAUCCACCUAGUUCAGGCUAAGCUGUUGGCCUAUUGCUUGAACUCGUGUCUCCAACAUGUGGAGUAUUAAUGUAGAGCCUUCAGGCGCCUGCCUGCUUCCUUUUUAACACCCCCCACCCUGAAAAUGCUGUAUUUAUAACUGACAAUGUAUCUCCCUUUAAAGUGGUUGCCAUCUAGUUUGGAAGGACCAGGCACAAUGGUUUGACACUCUGCCUUUCAAGGGGGCAUGGGGAUUGGCAUCGGGUGGGGUGGGAGGUGGCAUAGUUGGAUAUGUUUUCUCUGCUCCCCCUCCCUUGCCUCGCUCCCCUUUGCCCCCCACCUCCACGGAAUGCCCACACCUCUUUCCUCCUUGCCUGGUCAGGUGGUUUUGGUCACAUGCCCCCUGCCUGCCCCGACUCCUGAGCCCAUCAAUGGGGUCUCUUCGCGGCGUUUUAAUUGGCUGAGCGCAGAAAGACCAAAGUUGUCUGUAGAGAACCGUUAACCUCUUUGUAUAGUAAACAGACUCAAAUAAAAUUUAAGUAUCGUU
Messenger RNA from Podarcis muralis (Common wall lizard), 1830 nucleotides. RefSeq names its product spermidine synthase (gene SRM). Gene Ontology annotation, biological process: spermidine biosynthetic process. The record is from RefSeq and is a predicted model, not a curated record. Gene Ontology annotation, cellular component: cytosol. NCBI's taxonomy places the organism in Eukaryota, Metazoa, Chordata, Lepidosauria, Squamata, Lacertidae. Gene Ontology annotation, molecular function: spermidine synthase activity.